This is a messenger RNA of Cavia porcellus (domestic guinea pig), 1205 nucleotides long. RefSeq names its product testis expressed 13A (gene Tex13a). The transcript is spliced from 3 exons. Gene Ontology annotation, molecular function: mRNA binding. The record is from RefSeq and is a predicted model, not a curated record. The coding region runs from base 63 to 1205 and encodes 380 amino acids. NCBI's taxonomy places the organism in Eukaryota, Metazoa, Chordata, Mammalia, Rodentia, Caviidae.
AGAAGAAAUACCCUCUUGGCCCUGGCCAGGGGCCAGCAAAAGCACUAAGGCCCUUAACCAUCAUGGCCUUGAGACCUGAGGACCCCUAUACUGGGUUCCAGUAUGGCUCAUUGGUAGACUUCAUCAAUGAGAAGAUGGCCAGGCACACAAAAGGCCCCGAGUUCUACCUUGAAAAUCUGUCUCUGUCCUGGGAGGAGAUAGAAGACAAGAUCAAGGCUGUUCUGGAGGAUAGCGAAGUGCCGAGAGAAGCUCAAGAGGCGUGUACCUGGGGCACCCUGGCCCUGGGCGUGCGCUUAGCUCGCAGGCAGGAGCUCUUACAAGGGCGCAGGGUGCAGUGGCUGUAUGAUUUUGCCAAACUGCACAAGUCAGCCACUCAUGCCUUGGCCUCGGAUUUGAAGCAGCUCAUUGAGCAGCAGGAGGUGGAGCGCAAGGAGGCUGCCUUCCAGUUGUGGCUGAUCCAUGCCAAGCUGGCCCAAGUGCAGAAAGAGAGAGACCUGCUAAGGUGGAAACUUGUGCAGGCGGAGCUGAAAGGUAUCCCAGAGCCAACUUUGGAGGAGCUAGACCUGAUUGGUGUCCAAGAGGUAGAGAUACUAGGAGCAGGUGAGAAGCAAGCGGUGGAAGAAGCUGAAGCUAGUGGUACAGCUGGAGGAAGAGAAAAAGAAGAGAUGGAUGUGACCAGUGCAACCUCAGAGGAGGAUCUAAGUGAUAGUGUCCUGCAGUUUCUUGGAGUUGCCCAGCAGAAAAAUCACACCAGUGGCAGAGAGAAGGAGAAUGAUACUAGGCCUAUAGAAAAAGCUACGCUUUAUCUCUCUGGGACCCUGAAGGCCGCAUCCACAACCUCACCAGAUCCCCUACCUGUCCAGCUCCCUGCCUCUUUCACAUACAGCUACUCAAGCCCUUUGUCCUGUUUCCCAGCUGCAUCCUCCCCACCUCCACUAGCAGCCACGAUCACAGCACCUGUUUCACAUCAGAUGCCCUCCCACUACGCAGCAUCUGAUUUUAGCUGGUGGUCUGAUGUGUGGGCUCAAGGAAUAGACCCACAAGAACACCAGAAAAAGAAGAGAGACUUGGAAUUCCAGCAGAGAAAAAGUCCAUUUUUUCGCAAGCCUGGGGAUUGGAAUUGCCCUUGGUGUAAGGCUGUGAAUUUUUCACGAAGGGAAAAUUGCUUCCGCUGCAGGAGGGGAAUCUGGCUGCAAAGCCCUUAG